This is a messenger RNA of Phlebotomus argentipes, 948 nucleotides long. RefSeq lists its product as uncharacterized. The record is from RefSeq and is a predicted model, not a curated record. Lineage: Eukaryota; Metazoa; Arthropoda; Insecta; Diptera; Psychodidae. The transcript has 3 exons. Bases 64 to 891 code for a protein of 275 amino acids.
AACUUCAUUGUUGUGCUCUGCUGUGCUGCUCUUGAGGGAAAGAAUUACAGUUUUUUGGACAAAAUGGACAAUGAAUUCAAACUGGAAGACGUGCAGGAUUUGAUAAGCGACGCCCAGGCAACUAUUCGUUCAGUCAGAACCAGUCUGAGACUGCGUGAACUUUCAAUUGAGGAGGCUUCGUCGGAACUUAGCGAAGGUUUGGAGGUUAGAGAGCAUCAAUCUCAGGUUCCGGAUAGAGAAAAUCAAAAUAAUUCAGCCACAACCAGCGCACACACAAUGCCAAUUGCCGUUUCAGAAUCUCAGGAACCCAGCCGGGAGCAACAAAAUCCAGAAUUGCUAGCAGGACCAGCAGAGCAAACAUCAGAAGCCCAAAGCUCAGCUCCAAUGGAGAGUGCCGACGACGUUUCUAGUGGAAACAUCGACCUGGACAACGCGGAUUCACAAGUGGAACUUGUUGAUGGAGACGCUGCGAGUGUGAGGCCACAAAUCCUUCCAGAUGCUUGUAAUCUCAAUGACACCGAUGAAAUCAUCCUGGUGAGUGAGACCAGAAACCCAAAUCCAGUGGUGAUUGAUUUGUGCACCCCAGAAAGCCCUCGCACUACCCGGCGAUCGCCAGUGAGGCGGAAACGGCGGAGUCAAUCUGCAGUUGAGGAGAGAGAUGAUGCAUCAACACCCAACAAAACACGGACAUCAUCUGUCACCGCCAGUGACCUCAGCUGUGUGAUAUGCAUGGAGGACAUGCGUCCCCGUCAACCCUUUUCCACCCCGUGUGGCCAUGUCUUCUGCAAGAAAUGCAUCACCACAGCGAUCACCACUUCGAAGCGCUGUCCGAUCUGCCGAAAGAUCAUCUCUUUGAAGGCCAUCCAUCCGCUCUAUCUCUUUGCUAAGUGAACUCAUCCGCGAAAUUGAGAAUAACGCUGUGAAUUAAUAAAUUUCCAUUUUCUAUAC